AAUUUUAAAGCUGAUAAAAUAUACAUAUACAAUGACAAUAUAUACGUAUGUUUUUAUUUAGUUACACUCCUCUGUUGAGUCAGACAAAAAUCGUCCUGCACUAAUUGCAUAUGCCAUUACUCCAAUGAGUAAACUGGCACCUGUCGAGAAAAAAGACAAGAAAUGCGAUGACAAAAAAGGAGAUGAAAAGAUGGAAUAUGGUGAAAAUGGUGUUGAACCUUUAGCUGGAGCUAAUAAUGCACAACCCAAUCAUUAUGAAGAGGUUGGAGAACUUAGAGAAAAUGCCUAUAAAUCAGUUGGUAAUGAAUAUGAUACAGUAAAUAAUCCAUCAACAAGUGAUGAAAGUAAACCACCAACAAGUAAAGCACCACCACAUGUGUAUGCCUCGAUCAAUAGAGAAAAUAGAGAAGGAAAUCCGGUUUGUUGUGGAUAUUUGUCAUUUAUUAUUUAUAAAUAG
Messenger RNA from Xenia sp. Carnegie-2017, 457 nucleotides. RefSeq lists its product as uncharacterized. The transcript has 2 exons. Bases 125 to 457 code for a protein of 110 amino acids. Lineage: Eukaryota; Metazoa; Cnidaria; Anthozoa; Malacalcyonacea; Xeniidae. The record is from RefSeq and is a predicted model, not a curated record.